Molecule: messenger RNA, 1244 nt
Organism: Clupea harengus (Atlantic herring)
Lineage: Eukaryota; Metazoa; Chordata; Actinopteri; Clupeiformes; Clupeidae
Gene: dnajb13
Product: DnaJ heat shock protein family (Hsp40) member B13
Cellular component (GO): cytosol
Molecular function (GO): protein-folding chaperone binding
Source: RefSeq, a predicted model, not a curated record
CCGUAAAUAACAGUUAUGGUAACUUAUCCCCAGGUAGGCAAAGUAUGUGAUCUUCAAUCGCCAGAAUAGCUUGAUGAAUUAUCGUGCCCCUGUGAAAACUGUGGAACUAUGAACACCUCUCAGUUGUCGAAGCUGCGUAUCCAUAGUAACCAAACGCAGACACAAAAACACACUCAGUUUCGGGUGAGGUGAAGUGGAUAUACAUAUCAGCUAUGGGUCGGGAUUACUACGCCGCGUUGGAAAUCAACAGAAAUGCAACAGAUGCGGACAUCAAAAAAGCGUAUCGACGUCUUUCGUUGAAAUAUCAUCCACAAACUAAUGACAUGCCAGGUGUUUAUGAAAAGUUCAACAAGCUCGCAGAGGCCUAUGAUGUUUUGAGUGAUCCCCGGAAAAAGGCCACAUACGACAAGUUUGGAGAAGAAGGUUUGAAAGGGGGUAUUCCAGAGGAGGGAAAUGGAGCUUGGACAUCAGGAUACACUUAUAAUGCAAAUCCAGAAAAAAUAUUUAGACAGUUCUUUGGAGGAGACAAUCCUUUUGCCGAUUUCCACACAAAAGAGGGGGAUGAGGCUAACGUUGCAUUUGGUGGACUGCGAGGUAGAGGAGUGAAAAAGCAAGACCCACCUAUUGAGCGAGAUCUCCACCUAGCCUUAGAGGAUCUCUUUUAUGGAUGCACCAAAAAAAUUAAAAUCUCUCGCAGGGUUAUGAAUGAAGAUGGACACACAUCCAGCAUCAGGGACAAGAUUCUUACCAUCAAUGUCAAACCAGGAUGGAACGAAGGGACCAGGAUAACAUUCCCAAAAGAGGGAGAUCAGGGCCCCAAUAAUAUCGCAGCAGAUAUUGUGUUCAUUGUGCGUCAGAAGAGUCAUCCCCGCUUUACCCGCCAGGAUGACGACUUGAUUUACACCUCUCAUAUAUCUCUGGAGAAGGCCCUGACCGGUUUCUCUGUGGCUGUUGAGACACUAGACAGCAGGCUUCUCAGCAUUCCAAUAAAUGAUAUUGUGCAUCCCACUUACAGUAAGGAAGUACCAGGAGAGGGAAUGCCGGCAUCCAGCUGUCCGAGUACGAGAGGGAACCUCAUCAUCAAGUUUGUCCUUUACUUCCCCCAGAAGCUCUCCGCAGAGAAGAAACAACUCAUUAAGCAAGCUUUCCAUACCUGACUUUACAAACCAAGAUCCCUAUUCAGAAAUCACAAAACGUGUCUAUUCAAGACACUUAUACACCUAAAUAAAAACUCAAAAAACAAA